This is a messenger RNA of Punctularia strigosozonata HHB-11173 SS5, 1617 nucleotides long. RefSeq names its product alpha/beta-hydrolase. NCBI's taxonomy places the organism in Eukaryota, Fungi, Basidiomycota, Agaricomycetes, Corticiales, Punctulariaceae. The coding region runs from base 1 to 1617 and encodes 538 amino acids. The transcript is spliced from 12 exons. The record is from RefSeq and is a predicted model, not a curated record.
AUGCUCAAAUCUGCAACGCUGCUCUGUUCUGCGGCAGCGUUCUGUACCGCAGCGUCUCUCAAUGUGUCUACGGGACUGGGCCAUUUCCUCGGCUCGCGCAAUCAGUCUACAACCAUCGAAUCGUGGCUCGGAAUACGCUUUGCUACUCCCCCCAUUGGCGAUCUGCGUUUCCGUGCGCCCGUCAGGGUCCCCGACGACAUCUCAUCGGUACAUAACGCGACCAGCUUCGGCAAUGCUUGUCCUCAGAUUCCGAGCACGUCUCUGGGCGCCCCGCAGGCGGAAGACUGUCUAUUCUUGAAUAUAUUUCGUCCCUCAGGUGUUCAUCAGACAAUAGCUGGGCUCCCGGUACUGGUUUGGUUCUACGGAGGCGCCUAUACCCAUGGAGCCGCAUCGGAUCCAUCUUUCGAUGCUACCGCCAUGAUUCAGCGCAGUGUUGAUAUAGGCAAACCUAUCUUGUUCGUAUCCGUGAAUUACCGCGUCAAUACAUUUGGCUUCCUUGCGAGUCGACACGUUCCUGCUCAGGAUCUCAACGCCGGCUUGCAAGAUCAAAUUGCAGCCCUUGACUUUGUCAAGGAAAACAUCGGCGCUUUUGGGGGCGAUCCUGACAAGGUGACGAUUUGGGGACAGUCUGCAGGGGCUGGUAGCGUCUCAGCACACAUUUUAUAUCCUGCAAAUAGGACGCUGUUUCGAGGGGGUAUGGCGAACUCUCCGACAGGGCCCUUCAAAAGCUCUCCGUUCGCAUUCCAGUAUGACGAGCCGGGAAAGCCAUAUGCCCUCCUCACUUCCGUGCUGGGAUGUCCCUCUGACGGCCGGUCAUUCGGGUGUCUGCAGCAGGUGCCGUUUGAGCUUCUGCGAAAUGUCAGCAACACUAUGAUCAGCAACACACUGAACGGCCAGCUCUGGGAGCCUGUUGUUGGUCCACCUGGUAGCCUCGUUCCAGAACGGGAAUCGGCACGGAUCGCCAGCGGGCAUUUCCUUCACGUGCCAUAUCUCGCCGGCACGAACAACAAUGAAGGAACGUUCUUCACAAGCUCGGUUCGCAAUAUCACUCAUCAAGCAUCCGAAGAGGCCGCCCUCUUCGACAACUAUGUCGCACGCCUUGUGUUGGAUAACCGUACGAUCACCCAACCCAUCCUGGACGAGUUCCGUCGCUUGUAUCCAGCCAACGGCACAAAUAAUGGGGCUCCGUUCGAGACCGGCGAUUCGUUGUUCGACAGGGUAGAAGCAUGGUACACAGACAACAUGUUCCUUGCGCCGCGCAGACUCUUCUUUGAUGCAGCGGCUGGCAAGCAGAAUUUAUACGGCUAUUUCUUUAAAGAGUUGAUUCCUGGGAAUGAUCCGAGUCUUGGAGUGACACACGCCAUUGAGCUGCAACUCCUGUUCGGUCGUCUUACGGUGGCUCCCAGCGAGGCCGAAUUUGCUCUGAAUUUCACAGACGCGUAUCUGAAUUUCGUAAACGAUCUGAUACCCGGACCGUCCUGGCCCCGCUUUACAACCAAUUCGCGGAAGGUGCUGCAGUGGACGAAGGGCAAUAUUACGCCCAUCGCGGAUGAUUGGAAUCUCGAACGCACGGGAUAUCUGGCAUCACCCUUAGUCCUUGAUGCAUUCGAGAAGUAG